AUGCCUCCAAAAACUGCAGGGAAACCUGGAGGACGAUCCAAAAAAGAUAUGCUCCAAGACGAAACCACAGAAAAAGUAUAUAGACUGUACAGAAAAAAUCUCCAAGCAGCUGGCCUUGCCAUGCCUCGUAAGCUAAUAGAAAAAUUCAUUAUUUUAAGAGAUGAAAAAACCCCAGGAAAUCUAGAAGAGCUUGCCCUAUGAGAAAACAUCGGCCCAGAAGGAAUGAAAUGUCUAGCAGACGCCCUAAGAGAGUAUGACUAUAAAUACUUAAAAGAAGUUCAUCUAUGGGAUGCUGGAAUCGAAGAUGAAGGUGCAAGGUCUCUAUCCAUGUACUUAAUAAACGCUAUCUCAAUGAGGACUAUUGAAAUUGUGAAUAGUAAAAUCAGUCCUUUAGGCUGUGAGUUCAUAGGCCAAAUUUUUGGUAUCGGUUCAAGAAAUUUUAUAUUGAGCUUAAAGCUAGACUACAAUAACUUUGGCGAUGCAGGGGUAGAGCUGCUUUCUAAAGGGCUUCGGCUAAACCAAACUCUAUUUCACUUAAGCCUCGCGUUUUGUGGAAUAACAGGAGAAGGCGCAAGAUUCAUCAUGGAAAUCAUCAUUAAUCAGCAAUGCAAUAUUAAAGAUCUAAAUCUUCAAGGGAAUUGUUUAAGAAACCAAGGAGUCGUUAUUUUAUUUAGAGGGUUAAUGAUAAACAGCUCAGUUGUGUCAGUAGAUUUGACUGAUAAUCAGUUUGGAGAAGAAGAAUUAGUCCUGACAACUCUGAGAAAUUUGGUUUUUACUAAUAAAACUCUAAAAACUUUGGAUUUUACCCAUAAUGGAUUUUACGAGACUGGCGCACAGUUUAUUCUUGGGUUUUUGACUGAGAAAAAUGAUGAAGGAGCUGACAUUGUCUACGCCAUAAACGAAAUUAAGCUGCCAGAAAAAAUAUCACGAGACACUCUAAAAGCAAUUGAAAAAGCUAUCAAAGACAACAAAAAGCUGAGAACUAAAGGGAAAAAGAAGAAAAAAGGUAAGAAGAAAGGCAAGAAAAAGAAAUAA
This is a messenger RNA of Blepharisma stoltei, 1035 nucleotides long. Lineage: Eukaryota; Ciliophora; Heterotrichea; Heterotrichida; Blepharismidae. The record is from the annotation of a GenBank genome assembly.